Gordionus sp. m RMFG-2023 is the source of this 838-nucleotide messenger RNA. RefSeq lists its product as uncharacterized. The transcript has 5 exons. Lineage: Eukaryota; Metazoa; Nematomorpha; Gordioida; Chordodea; Parachordodidae. Bases 167 to 784 code for a protein of 205 amino acids. The record is from RefSeq and is a predicted model, not a curated record. Gene Ontology annotation, biological process: L-serine catabolic process; L-threonine catabolic process. Gene Ontology annotation, molecular function: threonine deaminase activity; L-serine ammonia-lyase activity.
GUAAAUCUCGUAGUGUGAUCUAGCAGUAACUUUUUAAAUACAAUUUAAAAAAAUUUUUUGAAUGACAAAGAUUUUUGUAACCACUUCUGGAUUUAAAGGAAUAUCUUACUAGCAUAAUUUAAAAACAAUUCUAUAAAAGAAAAAUUGAUAUGAUAAAGCUUCAAAUAUGUUUCAAAGUUUCAAGGGACAAACUCCAGUGAUAUUAGACAAAGUUGAUACCAUAGCAAAGGGUUUAGCCACACCACAUACAGAUCCAAUAAUGUUUCAGAGUUUUAAAAUGCGAACCCCAGUGACCGUAGACAACGUUCCUGAUGUAACUUUCACAACUAAGUUAGAGCCACCUUAUUCAACCAAAAUAGCCUACGAUAUAUGUUCUCGCAAUGUAGAAGCCAUCAUUUUAGUUAGCGAUCAAGAAAUAAGAGCGGCCGUAGCUAAAUGUUAUCGUACAGGAUUAAUCGUUGAGCCCUCUGGUUGUGCCGCUUUAGCCGCUUUGAUGGUUGGAAAAGUUCCCGGAAUCGAUAAUGAUGUAAAUAUAGCAAAUUUUUGGGAUGGCAAAGAAGUUGGCGACCGGAAUAAAAACUCUUUUAAACCCAUCUCUAAUGAGUACAUACAAUAUUCCCCCUUCGUAGAUGAAAUCGAUAAUACUGGUAUCAUCUGGAGACUUAGUAUGGGCGGCAGACUAAAUGUAGUAGUCGUGCUAGCGGGCGGAAAUAUAGGUACCUCCGUUUUGACCAACAUUCUGCUGCAACCUGGCCUACCCACAAGGACAGCAUAUAUCAAGUGAUUAGUGCAAAUAUAUGAUGGAAACUAUCUACAAAGAACACUUAAACUAUCGAGC